Gossypium arboreum is the source of this 1140-nucleotide messenger RNA. Its product is annotated as protein BIG GRAIN 1-like A. NCBI's taxonomy places the organism in Eukaryota, Viridiplantae, Streptophyta, Magnoliopsida, Malvales, Malvaceae. Gene Ontology annotation, biological process: auxin-activated signaling pathway. Bases 1 to 1140 code for a protein of 379 amino acids. The record is from RefSeq and is a predicted model, not a curated record. The transcript has a single exon.
AUGAGAGAAGAAAGAUACAGGCAUAAGAGAGAUAACCCAUCUUUCUCUUCUUCUUUACUCGAUCAAAUCUGUCGUUCGAUCGAUGAUAAUGAUGGUAUUAGCGACACCAAAAAUCAAGGCUUGAAAUUCAAUAGCAAAAAACAAGAGAUUUGGGAUCCCCAACGAGAUUGUUUGAUCGAGAAAUGGAUGGAAAACAAGGUUUCCGAGAAGAAAAUCGCAGGGAAAAAACAGGGUCUCAAAGAUUUCAAAAAGAAAUCACAUCAUCAUCAUCAUCAUGUGAGUUUGUUUAGCUCAAGUUCUAGCUCAUCGGAUUCCAGUUCCGGUGGGUUUUUUUCAUCAUCCGACACUGAAUCUUUGUAUGGUUCAAAGACAAAAGCUCCAUGUUUCGUUCCUCCACCAUCACUACCAAAGCCUAAACCUGUCAGGACCAGCGUGUCGGCUCCUCCGGAGAAACUUGAUGAAAGGUCGAAAUCGAGAGCCAUGAAAAUCUAUGGUAAUUUAAAGAAGGUGAAACAACCCAUUUCACCUGGUGCCCGUCUCGCCAGUUUCAUCAACUCUCUGUUUACAAAUUCAAAGAAAACCAAGAAUCCAGAUGAUGAUGAUGGUGGUGGUGAUGACGAAUACGAUGAGAGAAAAUUGAAGUCAAGCCAGGUUUGUUCGUCAACUUCAUCUUUUUCGAGAUCAUGUCUAAGCAAGAACACGCGAGAAAAAUCCCGCAAUGGGGUGAAAAGAACAGUCAGGUUUUGUCCGGUGAGCGUCAUCGUCGACGAAGAUAGCAGACCGUGUGGACAAAAACGUGUAUACGAACAACAAAAGUCGAGGUUGCUGCCGGUUUCGGUUCCAACGGCGUGGAAAAUCGGGAAAUCGUCGUCGGAGGUGAAGUUUCAAGUAAUGGAGAAGAGUAAGCGAGUGGAAGAAAUGGCUAGGGAGAUUAUAAGAGAAUAUCAUCAAAAUCAGAAGAAAAACAGUCAUUAUGAUGAUGAUGAUGAUGAUGAUGCAGGUAGUGAGUCGAGUUCGGAUUUGUUCGAGUUGGAUCACCUUGUUCUCAUGGGAAAUGAUAGGUAUAAAGAAGAGUUACCAGUGUAUGAAACUACUCAUGUUGAAACAAAUCGAGCCAUUGCUAAUGGCUUCAUAAUGUAA